AUGUCAACCCUGCAACCAGUCUCUCGUCGUAGAGUUAAAGCUCGGACUGGCUGCCUCCGGUGCAAGCAGAGACGAAUCAAGUGUGACGAAACGGUACCGGCGUGUACCCAAUGUACGCGGAAGAACUUUGACUGUCCGGGGUACAGACGACCCUUGAAGUGGUCCUCCAAGUAUGAGGUGGAAAUGGCCAUCGCGCACUCACCCACCGAGCUGCAAGAGACCAUGGAAACAUUGCAAGCACAUUUCAUUCAGUCGAGAAGGUCAAACGACUCCAUAGUCAAUGCUCAUCGAGCUGAAGCCGCUCACCGAACCCAAGCUGACACCGAGUCACCAUUCUGCAUUGAUGAAGACAAUAUCUCCACUCUAUCGACCAGAGGGAGUCCCACUACCAGCGAGCUAAUGAGGUUGGCCAACCUACGUCAGGUCUACACAACUCUGGAAGAUGACGACACAGCUCUGCUACGCCACUAUUUCUCCAAGGUCUGUCCAGUGAACUCCUGUUUUGACUCGCACAAGAACUUCUUCCGCAUGGAGCUCGGAGCCCUGAUAAGCUCUCGUCCACUGAUCCACUCCUGUGUCCUGGCCAUGUCAGCCGCUCAUCUCACCCCAAUACGAGGUGAUAUGGUGACCACCUUGACCCACCGAUCAACAGCACUAGCCUGUCUGAAAGCGGAGAUAGAGGCAGUGUCUACCCUGCGUCGGAGAGAGAGCGCAUCGUCACUGGAUAGGACCGUCGAGAUGCUUCUUGGUAGCAUACUUUUGGGAAUGACUGAGGUAAUGACUUCCUUCGUCCACACUCAACCGUUGGACGCAACCGCCUACUUAGCGGGCGAUGAGCCGCCCACCAUCUACGUCAACCCCUGGACCGGCAUUUGUACGCGAUUGUUUGCCUGCCUGGCUAAGAUCGGCACCCUGACAAGACACCGGUCUCUGCUUCGUCAGAUGUCUGUCGCCGCCCCCUCAGCGAGUGGGUGGGAGCAAGCCAGCACCGAGAUGAUCGUACACGCUCGACGCGUUGAAACCACGCUCCUCCGCUACCAAGUCCCUGGGCAGGAGCAGAUAGAAGACCCAGUGGAUGCAAGAACUCCUGUCGACCACCUGCAACGACUGGCCCGGAUUUAUCAACAGAUAAGCCUCCUCCAACUGUACAUGACCUUCCCCGACCUCCAUGCGGGGUCGAAGGACGAAACGCUGCUGCAUGGCCAGGCUUCGUGGGCAUCGAGUCGGACCCACCGUAUUCUAACCCUGGCCACGAAUGUUCUGGCCGCUAUCGGAGUCCUUCCCACCACCUCCGGCGUCUACUGCCUGCUCACGAUACCGCUGAUUAUUGCCGGGAGCGCUCUGCAGAUUCCUGUGUGCCCUGCCCCGCAGCCACACGAGACUGGUCAACCCUCACCAGAUAUCCUGAGCUCCACCCUGCAGGAAGAUGCCUAUCUCUUCUGGCGGAACUUUGUGCGUGAGCGCAUCGAGACCACCCACCGAAUCAUUGGCGUUGCCGCCAUCCCCCGGGCGCAGGAGAUUCUGGACCGGGUCUGGUUCCUGUCCGAUGUACGGAGGGUUGCAGACGAGCCUGGUGGGGAUUUCGAGUACGUCCAGUGGACGGAAGUGAUGGCUGCCGAGCGAUUGGAGACAAUCUUUGGCUAG
Aspergillus aculeatinus CBS 121060 is the source of this 1644-nucleotide messenger RNA. Its product is annotated as Zn(II)2Cys6 transcription factor. Gene Ontology annotation, molecular function: DNA-binding transcription factor activity, RNA polymerase II-specific; transcription cis-regulatory region binding; zinc ion binding. Gene Ontology annotation, cellular component: nucleus. NCBI's taxonomy places the organism in Eukaryota, Fungi, Ascomycota, Eurotiomycetes, Eurotiales, Aspergillaceae. The transcript is spliced from 4 exons. Bases 1 to 1644 code for a protein of 547 amino acids. The record is from RefSeq and is a predicted model, not a curated record. Gene Ontology annotation, biological process: positive regulation of transcription by RNA polymerase II.